Messenger RNA from Phalaenopsis equestris, 1258 nucleotides. RefSeq lists its product as uncharacterized. The record is from RefSeq and is a predicted model, not a curated record. The transcript has 4 exons. Bases 92 to 1123 code for a protein of 343 amino acids. Lineage: Eukaryota; Viridiplantae; Streptophyta; Magnoliopsida; Asparagales; Orchidaceae.
ACCCACCAGCAAGCCGAGCAAGUACUCUUCCUCUCUCUUUUCUCUCUCAGACUUCUACAUUCCAAAGCCGAUCUGUGAAAUUAGGGCAGGAAUGGUUAACUAUUCUGCGAUUGCGGCUUCGGUGGCCAUCGGACUGGUAAGCUGGUUCUAUGCAGCGAUAAAGCCGCCGAAGCCCAGCCUAUGCGGAUCGGAGGGAGGGCCGCCGGUAACGGCAACGAGGAUCAGAUUAAGGGAUGGACGUCACUUGGCCUACAAGGAGUGGGGAGUGCCCAAGAACAAGGCCCGUUUCAAGAUCAUCUUCUGCCAUGGCUUCUCAGGCUCCCGUCUUGACGGGAUCCGAGCCUCCCCUGAAUCAAUGGAAGAGCUGGGUGUGUACUUGGUGAGCUUUGAUAGACCUGGCUAUGGCGAGAGUGAUCCAAACCCGAGACGAUCACUGAAGAGCACCGCAUUGGACAUUGAAGAGCUCUCAGAUGCCCUCGAGCUGGGUUCUAAAUUCUUCCUCAUCAGCCUCUCCAUUGGAGGCUGUGGUGCUUGGGCUUCCAUCAAAUACAUCCCUGAAAGGAUCGCCGGGGUGGCACUUCUUACUCCAGUGAUUAACUACCACUGGCCCAGUUUUCCAAAGAAAUUAUCCCAAGAAGCUUACGAGCAGCAGCAUGUAGGAGAUCAGUGGUCGCUUAGAAUCUGCUACUAUGCUCCCUGGCUACUUCACUGGUGGAUGAGUCAGUCUUGGCUUCCCAGCUCCACCGUCGUCAAGGGUACAACCCACCUCCCUAACCACCGUGAUGCUGAGUAUCGAGAAUUUUCCUUCUCUAGUGGAAUUCGUGAUGAGAGGAGGAAGGUGGCAACCCAGCAAGGCAUUCAGGAGUCCUAUUACAGGGAUAUGAUGGUGAUGUUAGGCAAGUGGGAGUUCGAUCCGAUGGAUAUCCAGAAAACACCUUUUCCUGUACAUCUAUGGCAAGGCGACGAGGACGGGGUCGUGCCGGUUUCUCUCCAGCGUUAUCUCUGCCAACGUCUUCCCUGGAUACAAUAUCAUGAACUCCCAAUGACUGGACAUUACCUUCUUAUUGAUCCUGGAUUUGGUGAUCUUGUUCUUAGAACUCUUCUAGUUGAAUAUUCACUGUGAAAGAACUAGAAGAUUAUUAUUCUUUUCCAUGAUGUUAAAAGUGUUGAUGGUAAAAAAAUUGAAUGUUAAAUGACAAAUGAGUGUGAAACUUUACCAAUUUGAAUUUGAUCAACCUAAAAGAUUGUUUUUCUUUUC